CCUGUCUGUGCACGCGCUCAUUCACUUGACCGUUGCGGUCUGGGUACUCGCGUGAUGUGGCUAAGCUAGCUGUCAGUCAGUCAGUCGGUCAGCCAGCCGCCGGAUGUACCUGGACGCGCGUCGCUGUCGUCGUCCGUCUUGACAUUCCCCUCAAACAUUCCCGGACGAAUUCGUGUCGACUGACCAGAGUCCGCGAAUUCCCGUCCCACUCCCUGGUGGUCGUCGAGCCCCCCGCCCCCACCACUACACCGCUCGGGCUGCUUAACUUGCCGGCUAACGUGCGGACGAGUGGAGAGCCCUGAACCGAAGAACCACACCCAGACAAGAUGUCCCUUCACCAGUUUCUGCUGGAGCCCAUCACCUGCCACGCGUGGAACCGCGACAGGACGCAGAUUGCCAUCAGCCCCAACAACCAUGAAGUUCAUAUUUAUAAGAAGAGUGCCAACCAGUGGGUUAAGACUCACGAGCUGAAGGAGCACAAUGGACACAUUACAGGCAUCGACUGGGCCCCCAAGAGCGACCGCAUCGUGACUUGCGGCGCCGACCGCAACGCGUACGUGUGGUCGCAGAAGGAGGGCGUGUGGAAGCCCACGCUCGUCAUCCUCAGGAUCAACAGAGCCGCCACCUUUGUGAAGUGGUCCCCGCUGGAGAACAAGUUUGCGGUGGGCAGCGGCGCGCGGCUCAUCUCUGUCUGCUACUUUGAGUCGGAGAACGACUGGUGGGUGAGCAAGCACAUCAAGAAGCCCAUCCGCUCCACCAUCCUCAGUCUGGACUGGCACCCCAACAACGUGCUGCUGGCCGCCGGCUCCUGUGACUUCAAGUGCAGGGUAUUCUCAGCCUACAUUAAGGAGGUGGAGGAGAAGCCAGGCCCGACGCCUUGGGGCAGCAAGAUGCCUUUCGGGGCUGUUCUAGCCGAAUUCGGCGGAGCAGGAGGAGGAGGUUGGGUCCACUCUGUGUCCUUCUCGGCCUCCGGGAACCGCCUGGCGUGGGUCAGCCACGACAGCACGGUCACUGUGGUGGACAGCUCCAAGACCGCCUGUCCUUUGCAGCUGAAGACGGAGUUCUUGCCUCUGCUCAGCGUUUGCUUUGUGUCUGAGAACAGCCUCGUGGCCGCCGGCCACGACUGCUGCCCCAUGCUGUUCCGCUGCGACGACGGUGGCACGCUGACCUUCAUGUCCAAGCUGGACCUGCCCAAGCAGAGCAUCCAGAGGAACAUCUCGGCCAUGGAGCGCUUCCGCAACAUGGACAAGAGGGCCACCACCGAGGACCGCAACACUGCGCUGGAAACGCUGCACCAGAACAGCAUCACCCAAGUGUCUAUCUACGAGGGAGACAAAAGGGACUGUCGCAAGUUCUGCACCACCGGCAUUGAUGGCGCCAUGACAAUUUGGGACUUCAAGAGUCUAGAAGCUUCUAUCCAGGGUCUCUGCAUCAUGUGAAGAAAUGUUGUGAAUGGAGCGGAGGCAAAAUGGAGACGCUGCGUACUCACCAACACUUGCCCUUUGCUCCCCCAUUGCAACACACGCGCACGCACACACACACACACACACACACACACACACACACACACACACACACACAUUGAACUGACGUGUGACAUCACUGUUGAUUUUCUCGAGUUGCUGUUUGUUUUUAAAUGAAGCCAGAAAGGAGGUUCCGUAUUAUUAAAAAAAGUGUGACUUGUGUGUGUUUUUUUUCUUCCCCCCUUUUUUUCAUGUUCUCUAACCUCUUCCAAAGUACCAAAAGUUCAACACUAAGCUACGUUUUAUCACAAAAAAAUAUAGGAAUAAAAAUCAGACUGAAUAUCACCACGGCUGAGCCUCCACGUGAAUAUAUCAACGCGGCGUCGCGGUAACUGAUGUUUUCUCUCACUCCCCGCGCCGUCGCAGCUCUGUAGUGGUGAGAAGCUCAUGUAUUAUGGAGGAUGUCUGUGUCAUGUGAGUUUAAAUAAAUGCAUUUACAGAACAC
Molecule: messenger RNA, 1968 nt
Organism: Hippocampus comes (tiger tail seahorse)
Lineage: Eukaryota; Metazoa; Chordata; Actinopteri; Syngnathiformes; Syngnathidae
Product: actin-related protein 2/3 complex subunit 1A
Exons: 11
Coding region: 327-1439 (370 amino acids)
Biological process (GO): Arp2/3 complex-mediated actin nucleation
Cellular component (GO): actin cytoskeleton; Arp2/3 protein complex
Molecular function (GO): actin filament binding
Source: RefSeq, a predicted model, not a curated record